Peronospora belbahrii is the source of this 534-nucleotide messenger RNA. The record is from the annotation of a GenBank genome assembly. Lineage: Eukaryota; Oomycota; Peronosporomycetes; Peronosporales; Peronosporaceae.
AUGGUAAACACGAGCAAGGAUGUGUGUGUCACUCCAGUGGAGGAGCCACCCGCCAAGCGCGUGAAAACAGAGACAAUGACGACAGUAUCACGUACGUGUCAGUUCUGUACGAAUAAGAAGCAAGUGUCGGCCAGUUGCAUAAGCUUGGCCUGUAAGAAAUGCUGCCUCAUGCGGUCUCAAGUGUGCAUUAUUCAUCCAAAAGAAGAAAAGCUGGAGCCCGAACCUGCGAGACCUCAGAAAAAACGUGUGCUCAAAAAUGAGUUUCGAGAGACUAAUUUUCAUUAUUAUGGUGAAACAGUGACAAUCUUUUGCGUGCGGGAUUUCUUUGAGAUGAAAAAGCUGUGCCAGGGCGUGCUGAAAGACCAGGAGCGGACACAACGAGUAUCUGGCAACACGUGCGGUCGUCGGAAGAAGAAAAACAUCGCUAACUCGAAGAUUAAGGAGCAGAUACAGUGUGCACUAGGAAAGCGACCAGCUCCCGCGGGAUAUGGAGAUGUCGAGUUACCUGCCAAGAUCGCAGUCGCAGAUACAUAA